Molecule: messenger RNA, 883 nt
Organism: Anisakis simplex (herring worm)
Lineage: Eukaryota; Metazoa; Nematoda; Chromadorea; Rhabditida; Anisakidae
Source: the annotation of a GenBank genome assembly
UGGACGGAAAGGUACGGAUUCCGCUGGUCAAGCUGGUACAAAUGGGCCAUACGGAGCAGGAGCGGGUGGCUCUGCUCCUGGUAGGCCUGGCCAGGGCGGACUGGUUGGAAGCGCUGGACAAGGCCGACCGGAUGCAACUGGCCGCAAUGCAUACACUGGACUUGAACCAGCUGGGGCAGCUGGAGUAGUUGGUGGUCAAGGACAAACAGGUGGAGCUGGUAGUAGCGGAACGGCGGCAGGUGGUAAAGGGUGGGGUGGUGCUGGACUAGAGCAAUCUUUCCUUGCUGGAUGGAAAGGUACGGGUUCCGCUGGCCAAGCUGGUACAGGUGCAAGCUAUGGAGAAGGAGCGAGUGGCUCUGCUGCCGGACGAUCUGGCCAGGGCGGACUGGUUGGAGGUGGUGGACAAGGUCAACCAGGUGCAGCAGGUCAUGGUGCAUUAAGCGGCUUCGGUGGAGCAAGCAGUCCAGGUAAAGCUGGUACAACUGGUGGAACUGGUGGAAUAGGACAAGUGAGUGGAGUUGGGCGUAGUGGAACGGCCGGUGGUUUCGGCGGAGACACUUACGUUGGUUCACCUGGCCGCGGUGGAUUGAGCGGUCCUGGAGGAGCAAGCGGUCAAGGGCCAGCUGGCGCAGCUGGAGUAGUUGGUGGUCAAGGACAAACAGGUGGAGGUGGCAGCAGCGGAACGGCGGCAGGUGGUAAAGGUUGGGGCGGCGCUGUACUAGAGCAGUCUUUUCUUGGUGGAUCUCGUUCAUCCUACAUGCAACCUGGACGGAAAGGUACGGGUUCCGCCAGCCAAGCUGGUACAGGCGCAACUUAUGGAGCGGGAGGGAGUGGCUCUGCUGUCGGUCGAUCUGGCCAGGGCGGACUGGUUGGAGGUGGUGGA